GGAAAGUUGAGAACGGCCGUCUCCGCACCGUCCGCACCGACACAUCAUCCACAAUGCCGACGCUGCAGGAGACGAUCGACCCGUCGACGCGCACCAAGCGCAUCACCGUCCUUAUCUCGGGUUCUGGCUCCAACCUCCAGGCCAUCCUCGACGCGUCCCUCACCGACCGCCUCCCCAAUGCGCAGGUGACAUAUGUGCUGUCCUCGCGCUCGAACGCGUACGGCCUUACGCGCGCGGCAAACGCCCGUCCCGCUGUUCCCACGAGUGUGUGUGCGCUCAAAACGUUCUUGAACCGCAACCCAGGCGCCACGCGCGAGGACUAUGAUGCUGAGGUCGCCCGCCGCGUCCUUGAAAGCCGCCCCGACGUGGUCGUCCUGGCUGGGUGGAUGCACAUUCUCUCCGACUCGUUCCUCGACAUUCUCGAGGGCCGGAAGGCGCCGCCUGCUGCUCCCGCUCUUCCCCCGCUCACUGGCACCGAGACGUCGCCGAAGCACGUCGCGGCGGCCGACGUCAUCCCCGAGAAGGAGCUUCCGCUCCCCCCGCCCACCCAGCACUUCCCUAUCCCCUGCAUCAACCUCCACCCCGCACUGCCGGGCGCUUUCGACGGCGCCAACGCCAUCCCUCGCGCGUUCGAGGCAUGGAAGAAUGGCGAGGUCAAGUGCACUGGCGUGAUGGUGCACCGCGUCAUCAAGGAGGUCGACCGCGGGGAGCCGCUGAUCGUGCGCGAGGUCGAAAUCAAGGAGGGCGACGAGCUUGCGGACGUCGAGGCGAGGAUACACUCGGUUGAACACGAGAUCAUCGUUGAGGGUACCAAGAAGGUGCUGGAAGAGCUGGAGGCCGAGAUGAAGCUCGAGGGGGCGCGCCAGGCCGUUGAGAAGGUCGCCAUCACGGACGACAAGGAGGCGUAAAGGACAUAAAGGCGGCUCUACAGGGGGCCUCGGCUGAGGUCACAGCGUGGACAUUGUAUAUGGUAAUGCAUCGGGUCAUGAUGGU
Molecule: messenger RNA, 993 nt
Organism: Cutaneotrichosporon oleaginosum
Lineage: Eukaryota; Fungi; Basidiomycota; Tremellomycetes; Trichosporonales; Trichosporonaceae
Biological process (GO): 'de novo' IMP biosynthetic process
Cellular component (GO): cytoplasm
Molecular function (GO): phosphoribosylglycinamide formyltransferase activity
Source: RefSeq, a predicted model, not a curated record